Prunus dulcis (almond) is the source of this 3593-nucleotide messenger RNA. RefSeq names its product putative pentatricopeptide repeat-containing protein At1g16830. The transcript is spliced from 5 exons. Gene Ontology annotation, cellular component: chloroplast. Gene Ontology annotation, molecular function: protein binding. NCBI's taxonomy places the organism in Eukaryota, Viridiplantae, Streptophyta, Magnoliopsida, Rosales, Rosaceae. Bases 504 to 2495 code for a protein of 663 amino acids. The record is from RefSeq and is a predicted model, not a curated record.
UUGGAGCUGCCAUAUACCUCAUCUACCAGCCCGACCAUAGUCUUGCAGAGCCCAAAACUUUUUUUGUAGCUAUAUAUUUUAGCCAACAAGCGCGUAGCCCAGCCCGACGAAACGCCUAGGCGUCCAAUCCAAAUUCCAUAUUUUGCCCAGCCGUCUUCAACUCCAUUUCUCUAACGUCGCUUCUCUUCCUCCUCCUCAUUGUUUCUCUUCAAACCCACCUCAACACCCCACCUCACCUCCAUUUUUGUUCUUCAAUCGGCUCCUCUCCUCCUCAGCAGGUGGUGUGUUGGCAGAUGUAUUUGGAACCUCACUCACCUCACAGUCCCAGUUCAGCAGUUCCCAGCCAAUCUUGGAGGCUUGUUUUGCUUAUUUGCUCCCAAUCCCCAAAGGGCCAACCAAAACCUAUUUAUUUUUCAUCUAAAGCUUCAUUUCAUACAAGCUGCAGUAACCCAGAUAUUCACGGGCUCUCAGUGGUGGGCAGAUGAAAGAAAAAUCAAACUUUGAUGGAAAAAGUAUGGAGAUUUAGGUUGUGUUUUCUACACAAAGGGCCAAACCAAAUCAUCAGAGCACUGCGCAUGUUGCCAAUCUGCCACUUUUCAUCUCCAAAGGUAUGCCCAACUAACAAAACCAAGAAAAUUUUCCGGGAAAAUCUUGACCCAGAAAGAAGUAAAUGCACUCUCACUCAUCAGAAUGUGCAUUCCACUUUAUUGAACUGCCCUUCGGAUUUGAUUGCCUUGAGAUUCUUUUUGUGGUGUGCUCAACAACCUAAUUUUUUUCACAAUAGGAUUGUGUUUGACCACAUGGUUGGUGUGAUCAAGCGCGUGAUGGAACGGUACAAAACAGUUAAAUCGGUUGUUAGGGAAUUAGCGAGUAUAGGGUGUGUUAUAAAAUCUCAGACAUUUUUGCUCUUGCUGAGGAUUUAUUGGCGUGGCAGAAUGUAUGAGAUGGUCUUUGAGGCAAUUGAGCAAAUGGGUGCUUAUGGUUUUACUCCAAACACGUUUGUGCGUAAUGUAAUCAUUGAUGUAUCGUUCAAAAUUGGGCGUGGUGAUUUAGCUAUUAAGUCUCUGAAAGAGACCCAAGUGCCAAAUUUUGUGACUUUUAAUAUUAUGCUGUGUAAUUUAUGCAAGUUCAAUGAUUUGUUCCAUAUUGGAGAUGUAUUGAGAAUGAUGUUGCGGUGGGGGUAUCACCCAAAAGUUGAGACAUUUGAGAUGCUUUUGAACUGUUUUUGCAAAAUGGGUAAUAUAGUGGAGGCGCAUCAAGUUUUGGGUCUAAUGAUUACUUUGGGCGUCUCUAUGUCUGUAAAUGUUUGGAGUAUGUUAAUCCAUGGGUUUUGUCGAUUGCAGAGACUUGAUGUUGCUGGUAAAUUAUUGGACAAGAUGGUUGAGACUGGUUCUUCUCCUAAUAUUGUAACGUACACGACUUUAAUCAGAGGAUUUUUAAAGUCUCACAUGGUUCACGAUGCAUUCAACGUUUUAAGUAUUAUGGAAUCUAAAGGAGAUGCCCCUGAUCUGGUUCUUUGUAAUGUGUUAAUAGACUCCCUCACCAAGGUUGGGAGGUACAAUGAUGCUAUUGAUGUUUUUGUUGGCAUGCGAUCACGAAAAUUGUCUCCCGAUUCGUAUACGUUCUGUUCAUUGUUAUCCGCCAUAUGUUCUUCCAGGAGGUUUUCUCUGUUCCCCAAGUUGGUUUGCGGACUUGAAAUAGAAGCUGACUUAUUAGUAUGCAACUCACUUCUCAGUUAUUUCUGUAAAUCGGGGUUUCCGGCUCUGGCUGUGAAGUUUUAUAAGGUUAUGCUCGAUAGAGGUUUUACAGCAGACAAGUAUACUUUUGUUGGAUUAUUAAGUGGACUAUGUAAAGCUAGAAGAGUUGACCAAGCAGUUGAUGUGUACCAUGGGAUUGUCAUGAAUUACCCUGGUCAGGAUGCUCAUAUUCAUACUGUUCUUAUAGAUGGGCUUAUAAAGGUUCGUAAAUUUGAUAGAGCCAUUAGCAUAUUUAAGAAAGUAGUUGCAGAGAGGUAUGCACUUGAUGUUGUAGCUUAUGCAGUUACCAUUCGUGGACUUUUCAUGGGUGGUAGAACUGAAGAGGCUUGUUCACUUUAUCGCCAAAUGAAGGAGGUUGGUUUGACUCCUAAUGAAUAUACUUACAAUGUAAUGGUCUCUGGAUUUGUUAAAGAAAGAGAUCUUAAUAUGGUUAAUUUAAUGCUACAAGAGAUGAUUGAAGCGAAAGUACAACUGAGCUACAAUACUGUCCUGAGAUUAUCAAAAUUUCUUUGUAGAUCAUAUCAUUUGAUUUCAGUUAUUGACCUAUGGAUUGAGAUGAGAAAUUUGGGUUUGAUAUCUGGUGAGGUAAUGCAUGAAUUAUUUCCCGAUGAAGUUGUUGAAGGUGUGAAAGGAGAUGAUGGUCACAUUACAUUUUCAGAUGCUUAUUCAGAAACUGAUCUACAUGUGGAGACAUCUGGUUCUGAAGACUUCUGUGAUGUGGCUGCUUCGAUAGGUUGAGACUUAUAUGGUUAAGAUAUGCCUCUUGAAUGUCUUUUCUUGGAAAUUCACGAUUUUGAAUGCUAUUUCGUCUAGAAUUCUAAAGCUAGCACUUUAUAGUUUGGUGGUGGAGCAUCAAGUAUAUGAUAUGGCAGGCAAAGGCAAGAAUUUUUUCAAAGCAAAUGUCGAAUGCUUGAUUUGGAGAAAAGCUCCACAUGAGAUAGUCCUCCCUACACUACGACCACGUAUAUGGGAAAACAACAAAGACAAGCCUUUGUAAAAACCACAGAAUGGUGAGUGUUUUAAUUUUAUCUUGUCAAUAAUAGAUUGUGCAGAUGCAUAUGUACCGGAGUAAUUGUCUCCCUGCUUUUUGCUAAACAUGGGGAGUGAGAGUUGAGCUGUGCUUUGUCCUCUUUGUUGAUUUUGUGCAAUGAGGCCAUGGUAGCUUGCAUCUCUAGUGGAGCGUAAAUCUAGUCUAUAUACUUUAGCAGGCUAAUAAAAUCAAGGGAAGGCUAAUAAGUCGUUUCACCAAAAAGAAAAAGAUAAGUCGUUGCUGACCAUGCAGAUGCAGAUGAGGUUUAUGUCAAACAAGUUCCAUUCCAAGGGGAUGUAGAAGUGAAUCUAGAGUUGAGCAUAGAAGGGAAAGUAAUCCAAGUUCCACGUUCCAAUUAAUCUCGAUCGGAUGAUAUUGAGAGCCAAGCCUUGGAAUCUCUGAUGCUGUUCUGGGUGUAUGGUGCUGGCAUAUAUCGUUGUCUCUUGCCCCUACUAAGCAAGCCUCUUGGACACCAUUUUUUGGGUCUGAAAAAUCCACCUCUUAUUUUGAAAACGAGUUUGUGUACCUUGGAACUCGGAGGCACUUAAGCCCUGUUUGGUUUAUGGGAAAGGAGACUUGGGGAUGGGAAAUCAAUUACUUUCUCAUGUUUGGUAAGUCCAGGCAUGAGAAAUCGUUACCUGGCUCAUGGGAAAGUAUGGGGGAAAGUGAAGUCAUCCUUCCAACUUGGGUUUUGUUUUCUCUCCUCAUGGGAAAGUUUAGGGAAAUGAACUAAUAUUAAAUACACAUUUUCCAUGACUAUUUUGUCCCCAUUAACAAUUUAGAAUUACAAUAUAUCAUUAAAAACA